Molecule: messenger RNA, 984 nt
Organism: Anopheles arabiensis
Lineage: Eukaryota; Metazoa; Arthropoda; Insecta; Diptera; Culicidae
Product: RNA exonuclease 4-like
Exons: 4
Coding region: 200-871 (223 amino acids)
Biological process (GO): rRNA processing
Cellular component (GO): nucleus
Molecular function (GO): 3'-5' exonuclease activity; nucleic acid binding
Source: RefSeq, a predicted model, not a curated record
UUGCCCUGCGGGACAUUUUAACAGUGAAAUUGUAAACAGCCACACGCACGCUGUUUAUUUGAUAACAAACGAACGAGCUUCGUGUGGAACGAAACCCCGUUUUCAACCCAAUUCUGAAGAGUAUGUUGUGACGAUUUUGUGUUUUCUUAAAGCUUUCUGAUUUCGUGUACAGUUAAAUCAUGUCCAUCUAGUGGUUAAAAUGUCCCAGACAAAGGAAAAAGAGAUCUCACUGGAAGAGCAGUUAAGCAAAUUAUCGGUUAAGGAUUUAAAAUCUCAGGUCACAAGAACUGGGAAUAGGAGCAACCGAAAAUCUCCGCUUCUGCUACCGGCCGAGGUAACGAACCGGAUCGCGCUGGAUUGUGAAAUGGUAGGCAUUGGACCGGACGGCAAAGAGCACAUGCUGGCACGCGUGUCCAUCGUGAACGAGCAGGGCGAUGUGAUUGUCGAUUGCUACGUGAAGCCACAGGAAACGGUUACGGAUUAUAGAACCGAAAUCAGUGGAAUUCGGCCGGAGCACGUGAAUAAGGGUGUAGAUUUCAAAACGAUCCGUGAACUGGUGAGACAGCUGAUUCAUGGCAAAAUUCUGGUAGGACAUGCAUUGAAAAACGAUCUGAUGGUGCUGAACCUAAAACAUCCUAAAUACAACAUUCGGGACACAUCCCGCUACCGUCCAAUAGCGAAAAAGGCGGGCUCGUUCGGGACGCCUAGCCUUAAAAGCAUCGCGUAUGUUUUUCUCCGCGAGGACAUCCAAGACGGUUCACACUGCUCGGUGGAGGAUGCACGGGCCGCCAUGAAGAUAUACAUGCUGUUUGAGAAGGAGUGGGAAAAAUCCGCACUGCCCGCGUGGAUCGGAGCGAUGGGUAGCGAUUAACGGCUGAACGCCCCGCAGCGAGUCGCAGCGGUUAUUCUUCGACAGAUUGCUUCGACUGUUAUUGCAUUAUAUUGUCAUAGUUAUACAAUUUUAAGCCUGUUUUUACUACACAA